This is a messenger RNA of Rotaria sp. Silwood1, 3363 nucleotides long. Lineage: Eukaryota; Metazoa; Rotifera; Eurotatoria; Philodinida; Philodinidae. The record is from the annotation of a GenBank genome assembly.
AUGUCAAAAACUGAAAGUCGUUUCAAAUCUAAACUUGAAUCUUUAAAAAAAUUUCAACAUUCAGCAUCAACUAAUAGUGCAGUUGAAAAAGCACGAGCAUUUUUUCGCUCUUUAGAACUUAAACAUAUUGGCGGUGGUAGCAGUAGUGAUCAUUCAUCAUCAUCUUCUCGUCGACGUACUACUACUACUACAACCACUAAUAAUACUAAUAAUAAUAUUAAUAAUGCUAAUUUACUUUCUUCUUCAACAUUUCCUUUUCCUUCUUCAAUUUCUUCAUCAAGUUCAUCGUCAAUUAUUGACGAUACUCAUAAUACAAUAUCAACAACGACAACAAAUGAUUCGUCGUUGAAAUCAAAAAAUUCUGCAAAUGGUAUUGAAAAAGCAAGAAUUAUUCGAGUUAUUAAUCCAAAUUAUAUAAAUCAAAAAGAUAUGAUUGUUCAUCGAGUUCUACAAAACGAAUACGAUAAUCGUCAAUCAACAUCAUCUUAUUUGUAUUCUCCACAAAUAUUAUCUCAAAGAAAUAUUCAACCACCUAAACAAUAUUAUAAUGAACGAAGUCAAACUUAUUCAGCUUCAUUUGACAAACAUCGAGAAGUACAAGCUAAAUACGAUUCACGUCCAUUGUCGCCUGCAUCUGCUUUAAAUUCCAAUAUAAGAUAUUCAAAUAGUAUUUAUCCAAAUAGUCCACCAACAAUUCAUUCAAAUAUAAACAAUGGAAUAAUCUUAAAUAAUUCAAUGUCAACUUCGUUAUAUAAUUAUCGACCAUUAGUUUGUCGUCAAAUGGAACCUUCAUCAUCAAUGUCAUCAUCAUUUCAUGAACAAUCUUACAGUUCAUUUGAUCCAAUAAUUCGACCAUUACCAUCAUCAGCUUCGUCAUCAUCAAUGUCAAUAUGGACUCAAAGUGUUCGUCGUCUUAAUACAGAAUAUACAUCAACAAUAAAUGCUCUUCAACAAGCUAAAGACUCUUUAAAACAAACUUAUCCCAAUACAACAGAUAAAAUAUCACAAUACGCUAAUUUAGUAGCACGUGGCAUAAAUGAUCUUUCAAAUAAUGAAACAAAACAAUUAUCAGGCAUUACUGUUUGUUUAACAGCACCUAUAUCUCAAGAUUCUUGUUCAUUAUCAUCACAAAUACCAAAAAUCUCCAUUCAACAAGAGAAAAACUCUUCAUCAACAAUGUUCUGUAAACCUAAAUUAGUUCGACCCGUAGAAUUAGAUACAUUUAUUCCAUCAAUACCUCAAUUAUCUAAAUUAGAACCGAUUUCAAUUGUUAAUGAAAAAAUUGAAAAACCAGAUUCAAUUGCUAAUAUUAUUAAAAAAUUUAAUAAUCUUCAUAAUUCAUCAACAAUAUUAAAAUCUUCAAUUAAUAAAGAUAAUAAUAAUGAUUCAUUAUUAUCUGAAAUAAAAAAAGAUCAACAAGAAUGUUUAUCAAAAACUAUUCUUCACGAUCUUAUUCCGUCGAAAAAAGAUCAAUCAAAUAUUUCUUCAUUAUCAUCAACAACAAAUUUAAAUACAACUUUAUCUCCUCAUGUUCAAUUUGAACCAUCAAUAGUUACAUAUGAAUUAGAUGAUAUACCUUAUCAAUCUUCACCAUCGUCUUCAGAAUCUUCAUCAUCUGUUUCACAAAAUUCAACUAGUAGUACAGCAACAACAUCAUCAUUAUCAAAUGAUGGACAUACUCCAUCAGAUAAUACUACUCAAGAAGAGACAACAUAUACUGUUGAAACAUUUUAUAAAACUGCAAAUAAUUUAUCAUCGUUAAAUAAUCAAGAACUUGUUAUUAUUCGAGAAAAUACAACAGAAGAACAAUUUAAUUUAGCACGAGAAAAACAACAUCAAGAUAAAUGUGUAAAUCAUCAAACUUCAUCACAAAAUACAUUUAGAAAUAAUGAAACAAAAAUUCCAACAUUAAAUACACCUUUACGUACACAUCGUAAUGUAACAAUUAAAAAAAUAACACCAACGUCAUCCAUUACAGAAACACAAGAUAAGAUAUAUGAAAAUUAUCAUUCAGUUAAACCAUUAUCACACGUAACAAACAACUUUAUCUCCGACAGUUAUCUUGAUAAAGACAAUCAGACAACGAAUGACGUCGUUACUAUCAAUCCUCAUACAUAUUCACCAUCAUCUUAUUGUUUAGUCAGUAGUUCAUCAUCAUCAUCAAGUAGUACAUCAUCACCAUCAUCAGCUUCAACUGUUCUUCUUAGUAGUCAUAGUAAGGUUACUACUCCUCCAAUUUCUUCAAGCGUAACAAAAACUUCAACUAGCACAAACAGUAAUCUUACAAAAACUAUUAAUAAAUCUAUUUCACAACUUCCCAAACGUACAACAAUCACACCAACAACUUCGAACGUCUCUCGUUUAAAACAACCAACAAAAAUUGUUUCAUCUCCAAGUAAAUUAAAACCACCAUCAUCAACAACCACAAAACCAAUAAAAUCAAUGAUUGUCAAUAGUACAUCUGCACCAACAACAACCAUCAAUACAUCAUCGAUACGAAAAUCGACAGGAAUAACGAAUCAAUCAUCUUCGAUGGCGAAUAAUAUUGUCAAUAAAACUACUCAAGAACAGUCGUCAUCAUCACCAUUAGUUACUGGAAAAAAACAACAAUUAGUCAACGGAACUAGUAUAAGUGAAUCACAAAAUCCUACAGAUUCAUCGUUUUCGAUCGGUAAAAAUCGUGUAAGAUCAAUGGUUAAUCAACUUAAUGCUGCUGUAUCAUCAUCUCGUCCAACUAUUCCAUCGACAACGUCUGGUAAACGUACAUCAAUUCCUUCAUCAUCGGUUAAUGUUCGUCGUCCAGUCUCUAUGGAACCAACAAUGAAUUCAACAAUAUCAACUAACAAAACUGCGAUAACAUCACCAAGUCGUCCAUCACUUCAACGAGCAAUGACAAUUAAUAAUACUCCAGUAACACCAUCGCCACCAUCAACACCCCCGACAACGAAUAAUAAUAUUCCAUCGACUUACAAACGAAAAACUCCACUUAUUCGUUCAACAUCAAAUGUAAAAGAAGGUCUUCUUCGUUGGUGUCAAGCACAAGUUGCUGAUUAUCCUAAUGUAUCAGUAACAAAUCUUUCAUCAUCAUGGUCAGAUGGACUUGCUUUUUGUGCUCUAACACAUCAUUUUUUUCCUGAUGCAUUUGAUUUUAAUAGUUUAUCACCUGCAAAUCGUAAAGAAAAUUUUGAACUUGCUUUUCGUAUUGCUGAAGAACGUGCCGGUGUACCACGAUUACUUGAUGUUUCGGAUAUGCUUAUUAUGGGCAAUACACCUGAUUAUAAAUGUAUAUUUACUUAUCUCAAUUCGUUUUUGGCUAAAGUUAAAGAUAUUCAUCCAACUACCAACCAUGUUCAACAACAUUGA